UCGUGUGUUUGUCUUUUGUGUUUUACUUUCUGAAAAACGUCAGAUUAAAGACUGAAAUUUUGGCUGAGUAAUCGGUUUAUCAUUUUAUAAUUUUGUAAGAAAAUGUCUGAACAGGAAGAAAAGUUAACACAGUUUAUUGCGAUAACAGGUGCAAAUGAAGAUCGAGCUAAAUUUUAUUUGGAGUCAUCUGCUUGGCAAGUUGAGGUCGCCAUAGCUAGAUACUAUGAAAAUGAUGGUAAUGAUGUAGAAUUAAUUGAUAGUUCUCCACAGGAAGUACCUACAGAGACAAAAGAAUCUGCUGCAACAAAUAAGGCUAAAUCAAAAUCCAAACCUUCAAAUUUUGCUACUAUGAAUACUCUUACUACUUCUAGUGAUGAAGAAGAAGAAGGACAAGCAUAUUAUGCAGGAGGAUCAGAACAUAGUGGCCAACAAAUUUUGGGGCCUCCAAAGAAACAAGAUAUUGUUGCCGAUAUGUUUAAAUCUGUUCACGAACAUGGAGUUGAAAUUUUAGAACCUAGUGCAAGUAGUUCUAGCUCAAGAGCAUUUAAAGGUACUGGCUAUAAAUUAGGUCAAGACAAUAAUGAUACAGAGAUUAUUCCUGGUGCACCAGAACCAUCUCCACCUGCAGAGGUAACAUUGAGAUUGUGGCAAAAUGGGUUUAGUGUGAAUGAUGGUGAUUUACGAGCAUAUACUGAUCCACAAAAUAAAGAAUUUCUUGAUAGUAUACGUAGAGGGGAAAUUCCUCAAGAACUACGUCAAGGAACUUCAGAGGUUCACUUAGUUAUGGAGGAUCAUCGUAUGGAAGCUUUCAAAUCUGCCCAAAAGAAAAAAAUAGUUAAAGCUUUCCAGGGUCACGGUUAUACUCUAGGUAGCCCUGCUCCUAUUGUAAUAGGAGCUCCAUGUGAAGAAGAUAAACCUGCUAAUGAAGCAAAAGCUAAGGAUUUAAUAAAAGUUGAUGAUUCAAAGCCUACAACUAAUUUACAAAUUCGAUUAGCUGAUGGUUCAAGACUGGUAGGACAAUUUAACUAUGAACAUACAAUAGGAGAAGUUAGGUCUUACAUUCAAGCAGCCCGGCCACAAUAUCAAUCGCAGCCCUUCAACUUGCUUUCUACUUAUCCAUCCAAAGUCUUAGACGAUGCACAAACAUUACAAGCUGCUGGUUUGCUGAAUGCAGCGAUCAUGCAAAAAUUAAUUUAAUCUCAAGACAAUACUUACGCUUUAUUAGAUAUAGGCUUGUUUAAAUUGGACUUAGUUAAUUUAAUCCUGUUGUUUAUAUUGUUUGUUAAAUAUAAAUAUUCUUAUUUUCAUAUAUUCAAAAAAUUUGGUGUUUCAUAAGAAACUAAAAUUUACAAUUCUGUUUUUUUUCAUUAUAAUAUUUAAGUGCACUGUAUAAAAAUUUGAAAAUGUAUAUCACAUGCAUACGGUGUGUUUCACUUUAAACAACUUUGAAAAACGAGUUGACUUUCAAACAUUUUUUGCAGCGUAGUGAGUAUUUAGUGACAUGUUCAAAAACCUUUGCCAUAAAUUGAAGAUCAUCAGCUUUUAAAAAAACUAAUGGUUUAAAUUAGUUGUAGUCUUGCUAUACUAAAACCAAAAUUUAAUUUCAAUAUAGGAUACAGUGUUUGUUUUAGUAAGUACAAUAAUUUUUAAAAUACAGUUAUUGGAAGAUCCUGUAUAAAAUUAUAUUGAGACAUUUUUUGUUUGGGCUUGUAAAAAAAUAUCUUUGUACAGAUUGAUAAAAAGUGUUUAUUAUUUACUAAAAUUUAGUGGUUUAGAUGCAGUGCAGUAGGCAGGGACGUAUUUUCCUAAAAGCGUAGGGGGCGAUUGCCCGGGGCGGCCUUUUCCAGAGGGGCAGUCGAAAGAUUGUCCCUCUGGGUUUUUUUGCUGAUAUUUUAUAUUAAUUAAGAGGUACUGGAGCGGCCGAUCAUAUUCGCCCAGGGCGCAUAAUUCAGAAAUAUGUUCCUGGCAGUAGGGUCUUGUUAGUGUAAUCACAGUAUUAUGAAAAAAUAAAUAAAUAAGUAAUAACUUUAUAGAAUUUUUAACAAAAUAAUUUGUUGCAUGUUUAUGUUUUCAACAUUUCUUUAUUUAUUUGUAAAAAAUAAAAUUUAAAAAUUGCAGAUACUGAACACCUUGUGUGAUCUAUCAAAAUGAAAUCUUGGUAUUAGCAAAUGCUGAUUCAAUUCAAUUAACCUAUGAGUUUUUUCUUUAAUAGUUUUCGUAGAUUUUUUAUUGUAGUAGGUCAUGAAAAUGGGAUAUAAACAGAAUAUACAUGAGUUAGUUCUCAUCGAGUACUCCAUGCCGAAAAAAAAAAUUGAAAAUUGACCUAACUGGUCUAAAAUACAAAAAUGGUGCUGUUCAAACUGGAACACGCUGUAGAUAUAUAAGUUAAAUACCGAAAGGUAUUAAAUACAUCCAAGUAUUCCAAGUUAAUAUUAUUUAUUUAUAAAAAAAGAAUUGCAAAUACCAUUAUAAAACAACUUAAAUACAAGUCUUGAUAAACCUUUUCUAUUUAUUUUGCAGCCUAAAUUAUCCUUUAAUAUAAUCUAAAGUUGCAAAUUAUUUAAAAUAUUAUCUUCACAGAUAAUGCUUUGUAUCAAUAUAACUCUUUAAUUAACAUUUAAUAAAAUAAUUAAAUUAUGUGGCAGUAAAUAACAGAAUUAAUUUAAUAUUGAAUAUUUUCACAUCUGUUUUGGAUUACAUCCUCGCAUUGAUGGUUCAUACUGAAAAAGACUAUUUGAAUCAUUCCAGAUGAUUCCGUAUUCCAAGAUGCCCCAGGUCCUUCAUGUUAUAAGACUGACUGAGAUGAUGGCAUAUCCCAAACAUUUUCAGUGGGAUUGAUGUCUGAAUUUGUGCAGGCUAGGCAAUAGCAACUUCAACAUUCCAGAAAUGGUGCAUUAAUUGCUUGUAUUACACUACCAACCUUUAGUGAUGUCUUCAGAAAAUUAAAGCGAUCAUAUUUUUAUAAUGAAGCGUGAGACCCAUAUUGUUUGUUAAAGGAUGAUUUCUGGGUCGACAUAGAGAACUUUUAUGAUGAAAAAAAUUUGAAUGAAAUGUGCGAAAUAAAAAAUUGAAAUAGGGGUGAGCGAUCAUGAAAUUUUUAUAAAGUGUUGCACAUCUAUUUGCAAAAUACUUUUUACCAUAACCAGCUGAUAAAUAGAAACAGGUAUUUUCUUAGUUUUUCGUAAAAUUUCUGUUUUUAUAAAAGCAUUAUGAAGAUUGAAAAAAUGAAAUGUUCGUAUCAAAUUAAAACUUAAUUAGAUAUAAAAAACAGUUUAUGGAAAAAAAAUUUUGCAAAUAUGUGUGCAACCCUUUCCAAGAUCUCAGUUGGCCAUUUUUAUUUAAAUUUUUUUAUUCACAAAUAAUUUUACUUGAAAUUUUUUCAUUACUCUGUGGGUGUAAUCGUCCCCCAAAAAAAAAAAAAAUGAAAAGACGACCACUUUAAUUUUUACGAGCAGUCACUGCCAACUUUGAGAGUAAAAUUACAAUACCGAAUUUAUUGUGGAAUUAUACAUUAUUUUUCGUAUUUAUGAUAUUCAAUAGAUGUACAUAUUAUAUAUUGAUGGUUUUAAAGUGUUAUGCGCAAUAAAUACUGUAUUGGUAUCAACAUUUGCAACAGCUUUCUACUGUAAAAUGUAAAUAUUCGUAAUUAUCACAUAACAUCUAAUUUAUUUUUUCUUCAAGUAUUUAAUUAUUUAGUCUGUAAAAGCAUAUCUGUGCAUGUAAGUUAUUCUAAAAAUCAGCGCCUCAUAAUCGCUGAUUAUUUUGUGAUAUAUAUUCACUUUAUAACACUUAAAUUGAAAAAUCAGAGCUGUAAAUUUUUUAAAGUGGUCAUAUGUUUUCACAUUAAAUUUUUUGAACAAUUUCAGUGUACUAUGAGUAAGUUCAAAUACACAAUAUAGAUAUCGAAUUAUA
Molecule: messenger RNA, 3912 nt
Organism: Anoplophora glabripennis (Asian longhorned beetle)
Lineage: Eukaryota; Metazoa; Arthropoda; Insecta; Coleoptera; Cerambycidae
Product: NSFL1 cofactor p47
Exons: 5
Coding region: 103-1197 (364 amino acids)
Biological process (GO): autophagosome assembly; proteasome-mediated ubiquitin-dependent protein catabolic process; nuclear membrane reassembly
Cellular component (GO): nucleus; cytosol
Molecular function (GO): ubiquitin binding
Source: RefSeq, a predicted model, not a curated record